AUGUAUUAUUUAAAACAAAAAUUUUAUAUAAUAUUAAACAAUAUUUGUUAUGACAAUUGUGGAAUUAAAUUUAUACUAAAAGUUUUUGCUCAAUCCAAAGAAUGUGUUUCCAAUAGCGUAUUCGCACAGUUAUCACCAACACAAUCAACAGCAACCAACACAACAUAUAGUAAUAGUAAUAGUAAUAGUAAUAGUAAUAGUAAUAGUAAUAGUAAUAGUAAUAGUAAUAGUAAUAGUAAUAGUAAUAGUAAUAAUAAUAAUAAUAAUAAUAAUAAUAAUAAUAAUAAUAAUAAUAAUAAUAAUAAUAAUAAUAAUAAUAAUAAUAAUAAUAAUAAUAAUAAUAAUAAUAAUAAUAAUAAUAAUAAUAAUAAUAAUAAUAAUAAUAAUAAUAAUAAUAAUAAUAAUAAUAAUUAA
Messenger RNA from Dictyostelium discoideum AX4, 414 nucleotides. RefSeq lists its product as hypothetical. NCBI's taxonomy places the organism in Eukaryota, Evosea, Eumycetozoa, Dictyosteliales, Dictyosteliaceae. Bases 1 to 414 code for a protein of 137 amino acids. The record is from RefSeq and is a predicted model, not a curated record. The transcript is spliced from 2 exons.